AUGCUACAGGUCAUCUCUGUGCUCUGCUGCUUGAUCGUCUCUAUCUAUGCCGCACCUACAAGCUUAGAGGCAAGAGACGUAUCGGCAGACGUGCUCGGCCAGUUGAACCUAUGGGAACAGUACGCAGCCGCAGCGUACUGUGUCACGAAUAAUGAUUCUCCUGGAACCAAGGUCACCUGUGCCGCCGGAAACUGUCCUCUUGUAGAAGCAGCAACCACAACCACGUUGAUUGAGUUCCAGAACUCCCUCCUUACCGAUGUAACAGGCUUGGUAGCGGUUGACUCGACCAAUCGAAAGGUUGUGGUCAACUUCCGUGGCAGCCAGUCGGCCCGCAAUUGGCUCAACAAUCUUGAUUUCACUGCCAUCCCAAGCGACAUCUGCUCUGAUUGCAGAGUCCAUCAGGGAUUCUGGAGGUCAUGGGUAGAGGCCAGGCCGCGGAUCUUGACAGCCGUAGAAUACGCUGUAGCACAGAACCCCGGAUAUGGUAUUGUGUCUACCGGUCACAGUCUCGGUGGUGCCAUCGCUACGCUUGCCGCAGCCAAUCUGCGAAAUAGCGGCUAUAAUGUCGCUUUGUAUACCUACGGAGCUCCUCAAGUAGGAACAGAAGUCACCGCCAACUAUAUCAGCAACCAACCAGGAGGCAAUUAUCGCGUCACACACACCAACGAUAUUGUCCCUAAAUUACCGAGUCGCAUAUUCGGUUACAGCCAUGUCAGCCCGGAGUACUUCAUCAAGUCAGGCAAUAACGUGCCGGUCACCUCAAGGGACAUUGAUGUAAUUCAAGGCAAUCCUUGGAAUGCUGGCAAUCAAGGGACAUUCCCUUCGAGUAUAGAAGCUCACGGCUGGUAUUUCAAUGCCAUAGGGGAUUGCGCUCCAGAUGGCUUUGAAUUUAAGGAGUAG
This is a messenger RNA of Endocarpon pusillum Z07020, 900 nucleotides long. RefSeq lists its product as uncharacterized. The transcript has 4 exons. The record is from RefSeq and is a predicted model, not a curated record. Bases 1 to 900 code for a protein of 299 amino acids. Gene Ontology annotation, biological process: lipid catabolic process. NCBI's taxonomy places the organism in Eukaryota, Fungi, Ascomycota, Eurotiomycetes, Verrucariales, Verrucariaceae.